CGGCGGGAGGCGGCGGAGUGAUACGCGGGGAGGCGACGGGCGGGGUAAGCCUCGUCGCGACGCUGUGACGGAGCUCUGACGUGGAUCCUGACGUAGACGCUCAUCUUCCAGUAGGAGUUCGAGUUAGCGUCCCCGACCGUCGACGUAACGGCCCAGGGCUACUCAAUUUGAAGACAUGAAAGAAAAGAUUAGAAAAGGUGGAGGCGUUGCUGUGCUGGUGAAAGAAGAACUAAAGUGGGAAGCCGCAACGAUGCAGGUUGCAGACCGCAAUGUCCGCUUUGCAAUGGAGAGCAUCAGGAUGGAGGGCGUGGAUGGCGGCGGGUCGGGGGGCGGCGGGUCGUCCUCGGUCGACCCGCUCUCCACCGUGAGCAGUGAGGGCAGCGGUAGUGGGGCGGGCGGCGGAGGGGGAGGAGCCAUGCCCGCCGUCUCCACCGUCUACGUUACCAUCCCUCAGGCCAGUGGACCCAUCGCCUCUGGCGGGUCAAAGGGCAUUCAGAGUGUGAUACAGCAACCUUCUCAGCCAAGUGUCAUUCAGAGCACAGCCUUGCAGACCGUACAGCUAUCUAAAGGAAACGUUAUCCUUCUUAAACAACCCUCGCAGCAGUCCAAUUCAGUAAUUCAGUCGGCUGGUGGAGGUACUCUUCAGACAGUGCAGGUAUUGGAGGCGAGUGACGACCAGGAUUCAUCUCGUAAACGACAAAUCCUGGCGAGACGGCCAUCUUACCGCAAGAUUCUCAAUGAAUUAGGUGGAGGUGAGAUAUCAGACAAAGGUGACGCAGGAAGCUCGGAUUCCUCGCAGGACGAGCCAACAGGAACUGUAACCAUUGGGGGGCAGCAGUAUCAGACUGCAGGUUUGUUGAAAGUACUCCCAGCUGGUGGUCUGCAGCUGAGUGGACAAGGAAGUGACGGUCUACAGACAAUUGCAAUGACAAACGCCGCCACAGCAGGUGGAGCCAUUGUCCACUAUGCCCAGGGCUCUGAUCCACAGUUCAUCGUUCCAGUUGCAGCAAGUGACCUAAGUGGCCUAAAGAUUGCCACCAGCAGCAGUGGCCUAACACAAGGUGUUGUUUUAGCAACAACAGCUUCUUCCGGUGUGCACGGAUCAAGUGACCAAAUGGCAGAAGAGGCUUCACGGAAACGAGAGAUAAGGCUUAUGAAAAACAGGGAAGCAGCAAGAGAAUGUAGAGCCAAAAAGAAAGAGUACAUUAAAUGUUUGGAGAAUAGAGUAGCAGUGUUGGAGAACCAGAAUAAAGCAUUGAUAGAGGAACUCAAAACAUUGAAAGCGUUGUACUGUCAAAAUAGUUGAUACCAGAGCGUAAAUAAAGUUGCCAUGUUGAUGGCACAGGUUACUCUCUGCAGUGGUGAAGCAUGAGGUAGUGCUAUAGUCUCUCAAUAAGGCUUAGCUGUGCUUCACUGAAAACUAAGCUCACACACACAGCUCAUGUUCACACCUUGGAAUCCUACAGAGUAAUAGUCUCUUGAGUGCCCAAGAUGGUUGAUGGUUUACUAAACUGUUUAAGUGUUAUUGCUUAACUAAGCUAUUCAGUUGAUGGUUGGACAGCUGUUGGCUAUGUUUUUAAAGCAAAAAAACUAAAAAAAUUGUGAUAUACAAUGCACAGAUUUUAUGACUUGGAAAUGAAUGUUGUAUUGGCAGAGCUAUAAUGCAGUGUUUCGAGUCCCUCCACAUCUUUUAUUCGAAGAGGCAACUAAGGAAUCCUGCAUUCCUAGAUUACCCCAAGAGUGACCAAUAAUAGGUCACUGUUCCAGGACUGUAGCAAAAAAUGCUGAAGAAAGAAGAACGAAUAUGUAAAAUGUUUGGAGAGGAGAGUUGCCGAGUUUUAGAACCAAAACGAAGCGCUCUAAGGAAUGUGUUCUUUUAUGAGUUUUCUGCCAAAAAAAACAGGAUAGCGUGUCAAAAUACGAGAAUCACUGCUUGUGAUAAUGUGACCUGAAUUUUAAUUAUCAUUAGAACAAUCCUAUACUUAAUGGUCAACUUCUGAGAAGCUUUGACCUAUAAAGAGAAGUGUCCUUGUAGUGAGCUAGCCUCAAGCUGUUGAGGAGAAUUGUGUAUUGCUCCAUUGUCAGAGCAACCACAGCAGAAAGGCUGCAGUAAUCCGGUGAUAUUAAAAAUGUAGUUUAAUUAUGUUUUGCUGCUGAAAUGUAUAUUCUUUGUCAUUUCUUGGAUUUUGCACUGCAGUUCAUGUUGUCGGUGGUCAGCUCCAUAAUAUUUAUGAAUUAUUUUAUGACCUAUGAUUUGAAUGUGAAAGUCCUUUUGGAUUUAAGAUCAGCUGUCCCAAGUUAAUGUCAUGUUUGUCUCUACAUUGAGUAAAUAGUUCAAAAAAGUGUAAACUGAAGGGGAAUAGCUGAACUUAAAACCUAGGAAUUGUAUGUUAUCAGCAUUUAAUCAAGAAUUUAUCUGUAUUGUAUACCGGAUAAUGUAUGUCUGGAAGUUUUCUGGCCAUUUGGUACAGGUGGUUCUCUUGUCCAUUUUCCCAGUGUAACUGUGGCCUCAUUUUUAAGCAUUUCCAUAAUUUAAACUUAUAAUUUAAUUAUUGGUUUGACAUCACUGAAAGCCAUUGAUCUUUUUAAAGUUUCACUUGUUUUGCCAUCGUAAACAUGUGCGAAUGUUCUGUUGCUAGUCAAUCUCUGCGGUUCAGAAUCGCACCUUUCCAUUCUGUUGCUUCAAUUACACCUGGGGAUUGUCUUUAUGAAGAGGCCAAUGUAAUAUUUUUUGUGGCUUGAAUGUAAUUUGGGCUAAAUUCUCUAGUAACAUGACAAAUUUAGAAGUGCAUUCUUUUUUACAUUGCUCUAUUUUAUCAGGUCUUGACUUGUCCUUUUGGAUUUUCAAGUCAGUUGCUGCAAAAUUAUCUUUCCUUGGAAAUUUAUUCUUUGUAAGUUAUUAUGAGUGUUUAUACAUCACUGGAUAUAUUUAUCAGGUCAGCUUGUUAACCCUCAAACCGCGCAUAUCAUAUAUAAAUGAUAUC
Molecule: messenger RNA, 2984 nt
Organism: Procambarus clarkii (red swamp crayfish)
Lineage: Eukaryota; Metazoa; Arthropoda; Malacostraca; Decapoda; Cambaridae
Gene: CrebB
Product: Cyclic-AMP response element binding protein B
Biological process (GO): regulation of transcription by RNA polymerase II
Cellular component (GO): nucleus; transcription regulator complex
Molecular function (GO): protein binding; RNA polymerase II cis-regulatory region sequence-specific DNA binding; DNA-binding transcription factor activity, RNA polymerase II-specific
Source: RefSeq, a predicted model, not a curated record